This is a messenger RNA of Acanthaster planci (crown-of-thorns starfish), 752 nucleotides long. RefSeq names its product snaclec convulxin subunit beta-like. The record is from RefSeq and is a predicted model, not a curated record. NCBI's taxonomy places the organism in Eukaryota, Metazoa, Echinodermata, Asteroidea, Valvatida, Acanthasteridae.
ACGCCACCAUCAGGAUCGAAACAGUGCAAAUAGGAACAACUUGUCCAAUACACUGAGGACGACUGAUCAACCAGCCUCCUCAUUUCAUAUACCAACGAAGCAAAAUAUACCACAUAUUUUGUCCCUGUGUGUACACGGGUGGAUUUGUGAGCUCGAGCUGGUACUGCCAUGGGUUCUUAGACUAGCGUGUCCUCUGGAACGAUGUCAUCCUCCCUACGGUACCUCUUGUUGGUAGCAUUGCCUAUCCUUCUUUCAAUCAACGGUACCCGUACCUUUUGCGGCCACCCCUGCCCGUUCCAGUGGAUCUCAUUCGGCGACCAUUGCUACCUGUUGGUACUCCAACGUCUUACUUGGGCUGAUGCCGAGACCUACUGCAAGCAGCUGCCGACCCAGCGAUACGGUACGGCCCAUCUUGUUUGGAUCAACAGCCUAGAGGAGCAGCAGUUCGUCGAGGCCACUCUGCAUGAGGCAGUUAGUUCAUUCUGGCUUGGACUGAACGACAUUGAAGAAAAGGGUGCCUUCGUCUGGACGGGGACAUCGGGAAGCCCAGGGUUUACCCAGUGGCGUCCUGGCUAUUCCAGUUCACACAACAAUUACACCGUCUGUGCUACGAGCUACCGUGCCAGAUGGUAUGCAACCAAUUGCCGUCUUUGCAAUCACUUUGUUUGCAAGGUCGAUAACAUACGAUCGUAGACUGUGACGUUUCGGUCGUGAGCACAUGUAACUGAGUGAUAUGUAAACACUGAAAUACG